UCGCAACUAUACUACCAAAAAUAUUGACAACGACUGAAUUAUUAAAUUUCAUUCACCUAUUAGAAAUGAUAUUUAGAAUUUAUUAAUCUUGAAAAUAACGUAUAAAUAUUAAUUCAUCCAACAUUGUUACAUAUCAACAUUUCCAAAAUCAUGUAUUAAUUUUUCUCAUGAAUAUUCAGAUAUUGUGAUAUAUCGCUUUGUUCGGGGAACGAACCCGUGAAAAACAACAGCUUUUCAAGAUCUAGAGUGAGUUUGUCACGUUCAAAGAAAAAAAUGAAUAAUUGCUAACGAAAAAUUUAUUCUGUUUACGGAAGUUAUACACUUAAGUGGUUUUUCGCCUGUAAAUUUUUCCCUACUGUUUUUUGAUGAACUUUUCACGAGAUUAAUUUUUCGUGACUAAUUGGCCUACUGUAAGAACUCGAUAUCAACUCAUAUUGAAAUGAUGGAAAAUUCUAAAAUGGGCACAACUAGUGAAGAUUUUGCAGAAACAAGGGAUAGUAAGGAAGAGUUUAGCGAUCUAAUUACUUUUGAAAGCAGCAAAUUGGUUAAUUCUGACCCUUUGGGUGAUGCCUUAUUAUCUGAUCCAAAUCAAUGCAGAAUGUGCGGAAAUUCUCUUGUGGUGCCUCGCAUGUUAUAUUGCUUACAUGGCUUUUGUGAAGAAUGUUUGGACAAAAAACUUGUCAGUGAGGGUGGUGAUGCUGGAACUCCUGAUACUUCCAUUAUAUGUCCAACUUGUCAUCACAAUUCUAAGGUUGGCACCAAAAAGUUGAAUGCUCUGCCGUUGGAUGUCACGAAAACUAACAUUUCUGAUGUAUCAAGUUCAACAAUUUUGCAUUGCACCUCUUGCACGGCCAAAGAAGUGGCCAAAUCAAGAUGUAACACUUGUCAUAAUCUACUAUGCUCAAACUGUGAUACUGCGCAUCACUACAUGCGAUGCUUUGAAUCUCACAAGGUGGUGAGUUUGGAUGAGAUGAAGAAAGAAGGCAUGAAAAUAACAAUUCAUACCCCACUUGUUUGCGAGUUGCACAAAGGUGAAAAUAUUAUUUUCUAUUGCAACACUUGCCUGGUAACUGCAUGUUCAGAUUGUUUAAAAUGUGAGCAUAAACCUCCAACUCAUAUUUGCGAACCUAUUUUGGACUCGGAACUUAAAGUACGCCAAGAAAUUCAAUGUUUACUAGACGAAAGCAAAGCUAAAGUUGAAGUUUUGCUUCAAGCUUCUAAUGGUUUGAAUAAUAGUUUAGAGGAGUUGGCGCAUCAACACUCAACAGCCAAAGAUUUAAUAAAUGAGUCAUAUCAGAGCUACAAAGCAGUGCUUGAAAAGUGCCGAGAUGAUGCUUUAGAAAAUCUCAAAUCUUUACAUCGUGAACGUGAAUUGAAGAUCAUGAUGGAAAAUGAUCGGGUAGGAAAAACAAUUGAAAAUUUUGAUGAUGCCUGUAAAUUUACCAGCCACCUCUUGGAAGAUGCAACGGCUACUGAACUAAUGUAUUUGAGGAAAGUGGUUGUUAAUCGUCUAACAGACUUGAAUAAGAGUAGCCCUAAGUUAGGAAAGGUUUACAGUAUCGAGUUCCAAACAGAUUUCAAUAAUUUUGAAAGGGUGAUCAAAGAUAACUUUGGAAGAUUCCUUACUGAAAAAAAUGAAAAUUCAUCAAAACAAUCUAGUCCUCUACCAAUGAUACCACAAGGUUUACCCCCUCUGACCAUAAACGGUUUGAAUACUGCUUCCGGUCUUAGUAACGGAUGUGCAACAUCUCUUUCGAACAGUAGCCCUAUUUCGCUACCAAUGUCUAUGCAGUCAUCUUUUGAUGGAGACUUAAGCAAUAAUUUGCAGAACUUUACUAUUACUCAAAGCCCACCACUACCACCGCCUGUAAAUCCUGCAACUCUACAAGGUUUUUCUAGCAUUGCUGAGUACAACUUGACACAGUUGGCUACUUUGGCAGAAACAAGCACCAGCAACAAUACAUCUCCUUCACCUCAAUUCAGUUUGGUAGAACUAUUGAAUAACGACACUGCUUGCAAGAACCUUGCAUCGUUGGCAAAGCUUGGUUUGAAUAAUGAUACUGUUCCGAAUGGAAAUUUGUUGGUCCGUUCAACAUCAACAGCUUCGUUAAAUCUGAGUAAUAACAUGAUGAACGGUUUUGGUGGUGUGUCCACCUCUACUUCUCCUUUAUUAUCAACUCCUGAUGAUAUAGUUACAGAUCCCUUGGCCAGCAUCCUUCCCUCUACCAGUAAUAAUUCCUCAACCACCAUUACCCGUUCAAAUAAAGUCAGCCCAAUGCAGAUACGGUGGAAGUUUGGACAGUUGGGUCCUAGCAAGGCACAGUUUAAUUCUCCUCAUGGUUUUUGCUUAGGUUUGGAGGAAGAUAUCAUAGUGGCAGAUACAAACAAUCAUCGCAUACAGGUAUUCGAAAAAUCUGGACAAUUCAAGUUUCAGUUUGGAAUACCUGGAAAAGAAGAAGGUCAGUUAUGGUACCCCAGAAAAGUAGCAGUUAUGAGGUCCAGCGGCAAGUAUGUAGUCUGUGACAGGGGGAACGAACGAUCACGCAUGCAGAUCUUCACUAAGAUUGGACACUUUUUGAAAAAAAUUGCUAUCCGUUACAUAGAUAUUGUUGCCGGAUUGGCAGUUUCCAGCAACGGAGAAAUAGUUGCAGUGGACAGCGUUAGUCCUACUGUCUUCAUUAUCGGAGAAAGUGGAGAAUUAUUACGUUGGUUUGAUUGCAGUGACUAUAUGCGAGAACCGUCAGAUAUUGCUAUUCAUGGUAAAGAGUUUUACGUUUGUGAUUUCAAAGGUCACAAUGUAGUUGUAUUCAACGAAACUGGUCAAUAUCUCAGACGUAUUGGAUGCGAAGGCGUCACCAAUUUCCCCAAUGGCAUUGAUAUAUCUGACGCUGGGGAUGUAUUGAUUGGCGAUUCGCAUGGUAACCGUUUUCACGUGGCUGUAUUUUCACGUGACGGAUCCUUGGUUUCUGAAUUUGAGUGCCCUUAUGUUAAAGUAUCCCGUUGCUGUGGUUUGAAGAUAACAUCUGAAGGAUACGUGGUUACUUUGGCGAAGAAUAAUCACCAUGUUCUGGUUUUGAAUACUCUAUAUAUCAUGUAGAGACCCCAUGCAAGUAGACUUGAUCUCGCACUGUACACAAUGUUGAGAUCCUCGUGCUGUUUGACUGUUGUUACCUGCCUCUUUGAAAAUAUUAGAGCAGUUGAGCUAUGGCUAUUCAGUUUAUUGAAAGAAACUAUUUUUGAUGUGCACAUCUUGUCAGAGUAUGGUCUCAUUAUUCAAAUUGAAUUGAAGCACAAACCAAAAUUAUAUAUUAUGAUGAAGACACUCAUGUUAAGAAUAAUUUUCUUGUAUCCAUUAUAUGUAUCAUGAUACAAUUAUUCUGUUAGUUGUAAAAAAAUAUAUCAUUAGCUCUGUAACCCAGUGCCACCACCAUUACAUAUUGGAUCUUUUAUGUUAUUGUGUGAACUUUUGUUUUCAAUACCUUAUUCUUUAAUCUUUUCAAAAAUUCUCAUUUCUUGCUAAAAUGAGUAAAAACCCUUUUUUUUAUUAAAAUAUUAUCUUUGAUUAUCUUCAUUUUGAAAUAUCCUAGAAUAUUCUUCAGUUGAAUAUGUUUGUGUCUCGAACUACAUAAUUUUUUUUUUCAAGAACACAUUCAACUCUUUUGUAAUUGGUUGCUUAUUUUCCAUCAAAUAUUUGUGGUGUUUAAAAGAUCAUAUCAAAGAUAUUGGAUGAAACUCUCUCCUGUGAAAAUAAAUUAAAAAUUGAACGAUUAGAUAAAUCAGAUUAAACUUCAUCUAAUUCAAGAGUUCACACAGCCAAGAUUUUAAAGUUGAGACAUACUUUCUAUAUUUAUAGUCCAUAUACAAAUACAUACAAUGUCUACAAGGAACAUCAUUUUUCAUAUUAUAUAUGUAUUGUAUUUAGCUGUGCGCACUGUUACUUUUAAUUUGUGUUUUAACUUAUCAUUUUGAAUAAUGUAUAUUCUACUACUUACUAUAUCCUUGCAGUCAUGCUUUUUGUUCAAAAAAUUUGGUUAUUCAGGGUUGCAAGGGCUUAAACUAAGUUCAUAUUUUGGAACUGUUUUUAUUCAUCGUACUGAAGGUUGUAUUUAAUUUGUAAGUUAUAUUCUUGGAUUUUGAAUAAAUUAAUUGCAGGAAA
Messenger RNA from Harmonia axyridis, 4156 nucleotides. RefSeq names its product B-box type zinc finger protein ncl-1-like. The record is from RefSeq and is a predicted model, not a curated record. Gene Ontology annotation, molecular function: ubiquitin-protein transferase activity; protein binding; zinc ion binding. Lineage: Eukaryota; Metazoa; Arthropoda; Insecta; Coleoptera; Coccinellidae. The transcript has 9 exons. The coding region runs from base 440 to 3097 and encodes 885 amino acids. Gene Ontology annotation, biological process: positive regulation of DNA-templated transcription. Gene Ontology annotation, cellular component: nucleoplasm; chromatin.